AUGUCGGGCGCUCACACCCCGAUCUCAGCCUCGGCGCCCCGCGCUCUCGCAUGCAGCCUAUGCCAAAAACGCAAAGUGAAAUGUGACCAUAACAAGCCCUGCGGCAACUGCGUCAAGGCCGACGUCCCGUGCAUCCCGGCCCCUCCGCCCAUGCCGCGGAGGAAGCGGCAGCCAAACGCCGAGCUCAGGACGAGGCUCGCCCGCUGCGAGAUCCUGCUCGAGAAGUUCACCAGCGUCCAGGACCUGGCCGCGACGCCCUCGACCUCGGCCGCGCAGUCCACGGUUGGGGAGGACUCACCCCCGCCCAACCACUCGCCAGGGAUCGAGACGCUGCCGGACUUCGACGACUUCCGGGAUUCGCUGACGGCUCAUUCGUCGGAGCCGGACUGGAGUUCGACUCCGAGAAGCCGCCUCGUUAAUGAUCAUGGCUCAACACGCUUCACGGACAGCUUGGUCUGGGGUAUGAUCAAGGCCAUGCAGAGCAUCAUUGGCUCGGAAGGCCACAUCGUACAGGAGGGAGAGGGCACUGAUUUGCAUGAAGACUCAGGGGCGUGUCACCACUGCGAGAGGAUCAUGCAUCGCGAAGAGGGAAACGCCCGGCCCACGGCUGCCCAGUUGAUCCGCCUCUGGCAGAUAUUCCUCGACCGUGUCCACCCGCUGACCAAGAUUAUACACGCCCCUUCCUUCCAGCCCUACGUAGUCGAUGCCACCGGCAACUUUGGAGGGCAGCCCUGGAACAUCCAGGCGCUGCUCUUUGCGAUUUGCCAGAUCUCGGUCAUCUCGCUGGACGAAGAGGAAUGCAUGGCUCUCAUGAGCUGUACGCGGGAUGAUGCCGUCCGUAGAUUCUCCUCGGCAGGGAGGUCAAUCCUGCAUCGCCAUUCGUUCCUAAGAAACAAUGACCUGACCACACUCCAGGCCGUAGUACUUCAAAUGUUAUCGGCCCAUGGUCGCAGCAACCCACGUGCCUCCUGGAUCCUGAACGGGCUGUGCGUCCGCAUCGCUCAAGGUCUGGGUGUCCACAGGGACGGCGAGACCCUCGGCCUCCCCCCGUUCGAGACCGAGAUGAGACGCCGCGUAUGGUGGCAGAUUGUCAUGCUCGACCUCCACUCCUCUUUCAGCACCGGGCUGGCCCCCUCCCUGCUGCCCCGGUACUGCGACAGCAAACUCCCAACGAACCUCAACGACUCGGACAUGAAUCCCGGCGCCACCCAGUACUUCACCGACCGCCAGGGUCCGACCGAGAUGAUCGUAUGCCUGCUCACCUUCCGCAUGGGCGAGUUCCUCAUCAAGACCCCGGGACUCGGAAGCACCAUCUUCCAGCACGAGGCUCAAGUCCUAGGCAUCGACGGCCCCCCAACCUCCACCAUCCCACCUCCCCUUGACGCAAAGCUCAAGGCCAUCGACCAGGCCCUGGACGAGACCAUGGCCAAGUUCUCGCUCCCCUCGGCUGGCCCCAUCCACGCGCUCGCGGACAAGCUGCGGUACUCCUUCUCCGGGAAACUCAGAGACAUGCUCCUCUCCACCAGCCAGGUACCGGCCGAGGGCGGCUCGGCCUCCCCCCAGGACCGCCUCUUCGAGUUCGUCAUCCUCGACAUCGGCCACGCCAUGGACGUGUGCCGCAGCCUCCACGACAAGAACUUCCGCUGGUUCCUCCGCAUGUUCUUCUCCCAAAAGGGCUUCUUCUACCUCGUCGGCCAGGUCUGCCAGCGCACCAGCGGGACCCUCGUCGACCACGCCUGGCAGAUCAUCGAGGACGUCUACCUCUUCUUCGAGGACUUCGCCAACAUGUCCCAGCCGUGGAACUUCGGCCUGGGCACCCUCGUCCUCAAGGCCUGGAGGGCCAGGGAGGCCGCCCUCCUCGUCGCCCUCCACGGCCAGCAGCCCCCCGUGCCCGCCUGCGUCGAGAUCCUGCGCGACAAGAUCGGCCUGACCACCAACGGGUCCACGCCCAGCUCCACGCAGACGCCGGGGGCUGCGGCGGCGGGCGGCAUGGGCCUGCCGGGGGGGAUGGACUACAGCAAUCCCGCCAACUACAACUCGUUUGGCGGCGUGGCGCCGCCGCCCUGGAACGACAUGAUUGACGAGGCUCAGUUUGAUUGGGGGCUGUGGGCGGCGACCGCGCCCACGAACAUGGAAACUUUUUAA
Clonostachys solani is the source of this 2145-nucleotide messenger RNA. The record is from the annotation of a GenBank genome assembly. NCBI's taxonomy places the organism in Eukaryota, Fungi, Ascomycota, Sordariomycetes, Hypocreales, Bionectriaceae.